Molecule: messenger RNA, 1456 nt
Organism: Sorex araneus (European shrew)
Lineage: Eukaryota; Metazoa; Chordata; Mammalia; Eulipotyphla; Soricidae
Gene: TLCD1
Product: TLC domain containing 1
Exons: 4
Coding region: 170-913 (247 amino acids)
Biological process (GO): phospholipid homeostasis; membrane assembly; regulation of membrane lipid distribution
Cellular component (GO): plasma membrane
Source: RefSeq, a predicted model, not a curated record
GGGGAGGGGACGGGAGGAGCCAAGGGGCCUAGAGGGCUCCGCGAAGACCGGGAGGCUGGCGGCGGGCGGGAGAGGCGGCGGGUUCCGAGUGGUCCGAGAAGUUCCAUUCUCUGAACUGCCCCAGGAGACCGCCUAGCGGGCGGACAAACGGACGGGCGGGAGGGCCAGCAUGCCCCCACUGUUGCACCCCGCCCUGCCGCUGAUCCUGGCCGCCACGCUGACCUUCCGGGCGCUGCGACGAGCGCUCUGUCGCCUGCCUCUGCCCUCGCACGUGCAAGCCGACCCCCUGCGCACCUGGCGCUGGCAUAACCUGCUCGUCUCCUUCGCCCAUUCCAUUGUGUCAGGGAUCUGGGCGCUGCUGUGUAUAUGGCAGACCCCCGAAAUGUUGGUGGAGAUUGAAAAUGCGUGGUCGCUUUCUGGCUAUCUGCUCGUUUGCUUCUCUGCAGGCUACUUCAUUCACGAUACAGUGGACAUCGUGGUUAGUCACCAGGCGCAGGCUUCUUGGGAAUACCUGGUCCAUCAUGUCAUGGCCAUGGGUGCCUUCUUUGCAGGAAUCUUUUGGAGCCGCUUUGUUGGUGGUGGUGUCUUAACACUGCUGGUGGAGGUCAGCAACAUCUUCCUCACUAUCCGCAUGAUGAUGAAGAUCAACAAUGCCCAGGACCAUCUCUUUUAUCGAGUCAACAAGUAUGUCAACUUGGUCAUGUACUUUCUCUUCCGCCUGGCUCCUCAGGCAUAUCUUACCAAAUUCUUCAUGCGUUAUGUUGGCCAGAGGACACUGGGUACCUUUCUGCUGAGUAUCCUGCUAAUGCUGGAUGUCAUGAUCCUCAUCUACUUUUCCCGCCUCCUCCGCUCUGACUUCUGCCCUCAAUUUGUCCCCAAACGGCAACACAAAGACAAGUUCUUAACUGAAUGAGGCACAGAAACCAGGACUGGACGUGUGGCAAGGACAGCAGAGCCCACUCUCUACAUAAGCCAAGCUUGGGACCUGCCUUCCACCUUUCAAAGCCUGCACCCAUUAUUGAAAACACUAAUUAAUGAAAGAACGCCUCUGAAGUCCUUGUCCUUUCUUGGGCAAGGGGUGAGGGAAGCAGACAGACCGGUUGUAUAGAUGGGUGUGGGGACCAGGUCUACUUAAAACCAGCCAACCCACACAGCCUGAAAUGGAUGCUAAUGAAAACUUGGUAUUGGUGCCAUGUGAUGCACACUUUGCUUCCAGAAAGUGAGGGCCCCCCAAACACCAGUGGGGGGGAGCAACUUGAGUAUUGCCUGGGAUAAAGGUCCUAACAGCCUAAGGCCGGAGCAAUAGUACAGCAGAUAGGGCAUUAAUUGCUUUGCAAGUGAUGAGCCCAGGUUCAAUCCCCAGUGUCCCAAUAGAGUAUCUGGUAAAGCACAAAGCACUGCCAGGUGUCCCCACCCUGCCUCCCCACAAAGGAACAAGCUCCUACCCUCAGGAAUU